Messenger RNA from Coniosporium apollinis CBS 100218, 717 nucleotides. RefSeq lists its product as uncharacterized. The record is from RefSeq and is a predicted model, not a curated record. Bases 1 to 717 code for a protein of 238 amino acids. NCBI's taxonomy places the organism in Eukaryota, Fungi, Ascomycota, Dothideomycetes. Gene Ontology annotation, cellular component: ribosome; mitochondrial small ribosomal subunit. Gene Ontology annotation, molecular function: structural constituent of ribosome; mRNA 5'-UTR binding; small ribosomal subunit rRNA binding. The transcript has a single exon. Gene Ontology annotation, biological process: maturation of SSU-rRNA from tricistronic rRNA transcript (SSU-rRNA, 5.8S rRNA, LSU-rRNA); ribosomal small subunit assembly; translation.
AUGAGCAAAGCAGCAGGAAGCCGGCUACUAUCAGCCCUCACACCUUCCAUCUGCGCGUCCUGCCGCGCAAAGCUCCUCCCGACACCCGCCUCCACCUCCCUCCUCCGACCCUUCUCCUCGACACCACGCCGACCGGCCAAUCCACCAUCCAGAGACAGCAGUGAGCUCCUCAGUUCCCUCGCCUCAGAGUUCAGCGCCUCCAGGCCCCAACCCCAGCGCAACCCCGCCCCCAACGCCUACACCACUACCGGCACCCGCAACACGACAGCCUACGACAUCGCGCAGAUCUACAGCGAAGACUUCUCUUCUUCCAUCGAGCCGCCUUCUGUGCUCCCCGCAGAAAAGCCGCCGCACCACCUCCACAUCUACGCGACAAAGCACAACACGCACAUCACGCUGACGCGGCCGGACCGCAACCCCAUCAUCUCGUUCAGCGCGGGCAACAUCGGGUUCCGCAAGGCGGGGAGGGGGAGCUAUGAUGCGGCGUACCAGCUCGCAGCGUUCUUUAUGAAGAAGAUUCAGGAUCAGGGGUUACUGAGGGAUAUCACGAGGUUGGAGGUUGCACUGAGGGGGUAUGGGCCGGGUAGGGAGGCGGUGACGAAGGUGCUGCUGGGGAGUGAGGGGAGGAUGAUUAGGGGGAAGGUGGUUAAGGUCACGGAUCAGACAAGGUUAAAAUUUGGAGGGACGAGGAGUCCGAAGCCGAGGAGGCUGGGUUGA